AUGCCGACAGAACCAGCAACUGCAAUUGUUCAAUUUAUUCAAAAAAAAUAUCCAAAAGCGUUUAAGAGUGAAAUCGACAUUGCUCCAAAAAUGAUGACAACUAGUCUUCAAACUCCAUUUUCAGCUGAUCGGAGUAUGACUAGUGGUGCUACAACGUUACCAAAUUCAUCUACUAAUCCAUUAUUGAAUUCCAUGGCUGACAUAAUGAAUAAAGAUUCAUCUAAAUUUUCACAAUCCUAUGAUAGACCGCAACUUGGUAGAAUGAUGGGAGCAACAGCAGACGACCAGAAAAUGAACAUGAAUAAUAUGAAACUUCAAUCGCAAAAUAUUGUUCAAGAUGCUAUACCAUCUCUUGGUCAACAACCUUCCUUUAGUUUGAAAAAUCUCAUGUUUGCACAACAACUUGGUCGACAAGUAACAAUAUUAACAGAAAAAAAUGUCAAAACAGAUCGUGAAAUUUUGCAGGACGAAUUAAUUAAACCUACUUCGUUACUAGAAAAAAAUAAUCAAGACGACACCAAUAAAGAAAAAAAUGAGCUGUCGAUAAACGACGAACAUGGGACACCAAGUGUCAAACAAUUAAUUAAAUAUAAAGAAAAAUUAAAACUUGCGAAUGAUCUUCUUCUACAUCGAAAAAUGUUGGCAAAAGUCGCUGAUGAUGAACGACAUAAAUCCGACAUACCUGUACGAAAUUCACUAAAACCUGAAACACUUUUAGAUAUUGCAAAAUCAAAUGAAUCGACUUCGCAAGAAAAAGCACGUACACCUGUAAUUCGUACAAAGCAAGAAGAACAGAUGCUUGCUGAAGAAGAUGUAUAUGGUACAUUGAAAAAACGGCGAAGAGGACGACAACACCACGAAAAUCCUAAAGCAGUCAAUGAUAAUAAGAGAAAAGCUGUCCAAUCAACUUUUCAGCCACUAUUAAAUUUUGCCAUAUGUAAACAUUGUGGAGAUAUAAUAAGUAAUGAGGACAAUAAUAAAACAAAUCGGAAUGUACCAUCAAAAUCAUUAGCAUCAUUUCCAUCUACAGCGAACAGUGUUCAAGAAUCAAAAGGUGCCGAUAUUGAUGACUGGUUUGACGGUGCUUCUGAUGUAAGUCGAUCAAGUUCAAAAGUAUUGAAGCAAUCGACGUCGGAUGACAACAAUCAGUAUGAAAAAACAAUAUCUCAUCAAGAAGUACCACAAAUAAAUCAAUUUUCUCGUAAUAUUUUCACUAUUAAUAGAUCAGACAACCAACCUAAAAUAUUAUCACCGACAAAUGCAGUACACGAACAACAACUCACUAAUGUAUCAAUGACAGAAAACUUUUCUCCCAAUAAUUCAUUCACUCAAUCAACUUUUAACCAACCUUUUUUUCCACAAAUGAGUCAUAACAGUAGAAUAUCUCAACCUCUGGAAGAAUCAGGAAAUUUUACACGUUUACCUGAACAAAAUUUUCGACGUCGUUCUUCAUCAGUUAAAAGUAGCUCAUCAGUUAAAAGCGAGCCAAGAAAUUCAAAAGGUGGAAGACCAACUGAUUUAUCUACUACAUCAACAGCGACGGUAUCCAACAUUCAGGAACGAAAUUCAAAAAGAAAUUCUCCUACUAUUCAGCAACAACAGAAAAAUUUGCCUGUUCGUAGAGCAUCUAACUGGGGGGUUGUCGAACAUUCUCCAGAUGAUUCAGAUUAA
Didymodactylos carnosus is the source of this 1671-nucleotide messenger RNA. The record is from the annotation of a GenBank genome assembly. Lineage: Eukaryota; Metazoa; Rotifera; Eurotatoria; Philodinida; Philodinidae.